Molecule: messenger RNA, 1467 nt
Organism: Epithele typhae
Lineage: Eukaryota; Fungi; Basidiomycota; Agaricomycetes; Polyporales; Epitheliaceae
Exons: 4
Coding region: 1-1467 (488 amino acids)
Source: RefSeq, a predicted model, not a curated record
AUGCCUGGGAACGAUGCAGGCCCUAGCGGCGGGGGGAGGAACUUCACUGGCACAGAUCUCCCUCAACCGGGCCUUCAGCGACUAAACGGGGCGAUUCAAGAGAUUGAACGACUCACCAGAGCACUUGAAAACCACGUUGAAAAGACGGCCACCUUAAUCAGUGUCCUCCGCCACGAUAACAACAUCACACGUGCAAAACUUGAGGUUGCCACCGACCGCAUCAACUUUCUUGAAGAGUUCUUGGAGAUCGAGCCAGAUGACGGAGAGGAGGGAGCGGUGCAAGACCCACAAGAUGCGAGUGUCAUGGGAGGAGAUGGCAGUGGUGAUGCGACGGCAGCGGCAGUGAGCAAGCAGUUGUGUGCGAAUACACGUACGAACAGACGACUCACCUCGUAUCAGAGAGCGACCAACGACGCGUUCAAAAUCUGGAUGGGGGUUACAAAUCUCUCCAAGGCGGCCGAUCUACCUGGUAUCCCUGGGCUGGGAGAAGAGGCCCCACUGGUACCGACCGGGCAGCACGCUGGCACUCGUCUCGUCAGGUUCAACUGGCUCCAGAAUGCGACAUACCCAAUGAAUGCUCGAGGCAUUGAGACCCUGACGACGGCUCUGAGGGCGCAUGGAAACUCGUACGUUCCUGGCUUCGGAGAGGACCUCGAGAAGAUCUUCGAUGCCGACCUGAAAAACCGCGUCAUCACUAAGUUCAAAGCCCUCGCGGCGAACUGGAAGCGCAUAGAGAAGAGCGCUGGGAAAGCACGCGCACCUGCGGAGUCGGAGCCUGUAGAUGUAGAGGAUGCGCAGCAAGAAGCUGACGAUGAUCCUCUUAUGGAUCGCAAGAUUGCUCGUUCUCGGGCUAAACCAAAACAGGAACAGCGCAAACGUAAAAGCGCGGGUACGAAGUGGGCAGAGCCGAAGUAUGAGACCGCAUUCACUGAAAACGCGGCCUCGGACGAUGAAGACAUAUCGGAGAGCGAGGUCGUGGCUGGAGAGAAGACUUGUUAUGUCAGUCGGCCGCCGUGGUUCCGAUCAGCAAUGCUUCAGGAGUGCUACGACGAUCUCGACCUGCGGAACGAUCCUGAGCCAGAUCGCGCAGCUCUGCUCAUCAAGCGGAGGAAGGGACCGGUAAAACUCACUGCUGUACCUCCGAGGGCGCAGACGCUGAAGAAUCGCCUGCGCGUGUGGAUGAUCACCGAGGACGCUCUCGAAGGGAACCCGCACUGGUUGACGGGGGGCCGAGUCGCACAAAACGGGAAGUUGUGGGGAGAUGAAGACGAUCCAGUGGACGAUAGCACAGCGAGAGGAACGAAGAGGAAGGGGGAGUCGUCCAAGAACAGUGGUGGUAAGAAAAAGAAGCGUCCUGCUGAGGACAUGAGUAAGGUACAAGCGGCUGAGGCUAGUCGCGCGGCACUCGCACGAGGGGCAGAUGAUGACGACCUCUUCGGGAACAUGACACAGGUGUGGGGGACUUGA